Molecule: messenger RNA, 2396 nt
Organism: Ipomoea triloba (trilobed morning glory)
Lineage: Eukaryota; Viridiplantae; Streptophyta; Magnoliopsida; Solanales; Convolvulaceae
Product: protein SIEVE ELEMENT OCCLUSION B-like
Exons: 7
Coding region: 26-2203 (725 amino acids)
Biological process (GO): phloem development
Source: RefSeq, a predicted model, not a curated record
AAUAAUAUAAUAAUAAUUAAAUUUAAUGGAGACAAUUGAAGAAGCUCCCAUGCAAAGCUGGGGUUGGAUGAUCGGUGACGAGAGUGGAAUUGUUGAGCAAAUUGAAAUCACACAUUUUCCAGAUGGAAGAGAGAUCAAUGUCCACUCUAUUCUCUCUAUCAUUACCCACAUUUUAAAAGAUUGUGCCAUUCAUCAUGAUUCUUCAUCAGAAGAGGUUUCAGAAGAUGAAGCAGAAACUGUGGAUGAGGUGGUGCAACAUGAAAUACACAAACUUUCACCCAAGGUAGCAUACCUGAGUUCAGAAGUUGGGGAUGUGCAUGAAAAGACAGUGGAUGUGUUCAACAUGCUAUCAAACUACCAAUGGGAAGCAAAGCUCACACUGGCACUGGCAGCCAUUGUUACAAACUAUGGGGAGUAUUGGGUUGUUGCUCAGUCAAAUAAUCCCCACAAGGAACUAACCAAGAUGAUGAAGUUUCUGAGGCAAAUGGGGGAGAUUAAUCUUGCAGACCACAAAUCACACUUUGAUGUACUCCAUGCUCUAUUCCAAUCCAUGUUGGAUGUCAUCAAAGGAAUCAUGAAGAUUAAGGACUUCAUGCUGCAAUCCUCCUCUGAUUAUGAUUAUGAACCCACAAUUUCUAUAGCAACAACCAUUACUGUCAUUGCUAGCUACUGGACCGUCAGAUCUAUUCUUAUCUCUGCACCUUACAUCCAUUCCCUCUUCGCAAACGAUUAUGAGCCAUCCGCCUCUGCUUCUAAGGAACGGGAACUGCGUAUCAUGACUAGGAAACUUGGAGCUCUACUCACGUGUCUUCAAAAUCAUGAAAAGAAAAGCUUAGAGAAACAGCAGUGUAUUGCUGAGGAGAAACGGUACAGAGAAAUGAUGUGUGCUUUUGAGGAAGACCAUGCUGACAAUAUGAGGAUUCUCAAAUUGUUGUUCAAGUCCAAAGACAAUAACAAUAAUAAUAAUGAUUUCGCACCAAUUGUUGAUUGCUCAACCAACCAAAGGGUUGAGUUAGUAAGUUUGAAGAAGAAGAAUGUGGUGCUGAUGCUAUCAUCAGGCAUAGACAACAUUAUCUCCAAGAGAAUACUUGAUAACCUUGCAAAAAUCUGGAAUGAUAUCUGUGAAUUGGAAGGCGGAAAUGAUGAGUGCAAAUUGAUAUGGUUCCCCAUUGUUAAACAAUGGGAUGAUUCCAUGCAGCACAAGUUUGAAGAAAUGCGUUCCAAAAUGCCAUUCUAUUCAACAAGUGAUCCCAGAUGCAUACAUCCAACCACCAUUAAAUUUAUGAAAGACAAGUUUGGUUUGAAAAGAGAGAGUAUCCAGCUGGUUGUAAUGGAUGGCGUUGGCAAGAUUCUUCAUCACAAUGCAUUCCAUGUGUUAUGGAUGUGGACAGCCAUGGCAAGAAGUUUCAUGACAGAGAACCCCACCCCCAGUAGUAAACUUGCACCCUUUCCUCUUUCAAUGGAACUACUGCAAGAAUACUAUUGGAAAACCCAUCAUUGGAGCUUCACGGAUUUGUUUCUGGGCAUUGAUGACAAGACAAUAGAUUUGAUUUCUAAAACAAAACAUGCGUGGAUAAUUGGAGGGGACGACAACAUGGAAUUGGUUAAAAGAUUGGAGACCAAAAUCAAUGCUCUUGAUCAAACCUACAAAACCAGCUCUGGCAUUGUGUACAUUGGGAAAAGCAGAGUUACCUGGAGUAACAAGCAGCAGGAAUAUCGCCAUAGCUGGGAAGAUAAUGAUGAGAACAAAACAUGGUUGUUUUGGGGUCGAGUUGAGAGCAUGCUCCUCUCCAGGCUUCAUUUCCUGAAACGUUCAUCAGGGCAUAAUGAUGAGAAUGAGGACGAAGCAGCAAAAACUCUCAAGAAGCUGCUGAGUUUCAACAAGCAGCAUAAUAAUCCUCAACCAUGGCUCAUAUUUUGUUGUGUGAAGAAGGAGGAGUCACAGGGGGGAUGGAGGAAUGAAUGUUAUGUAAUUGAAGAUGGGUUGACCACGUUGGAUGCAGUAGUUUCAAAGGGGACAUGGGAAGAAUGCAUCAAUAUACUUGGAGACAGUAGUAGUGAAUUGCAUAACCUGGGACCUCCCCCGCGGGUGCAGUUCUACACUACUACUGGUGAGACUCUGUGUGGAAAUAUGAUGAGGUGUCUACACUGUCAAUCCGUCAUGGAGAAGAACACUGUAUUGUCGUGCUGCCACCAUCUCUAACAACAUAUAUUAUUGUGCUUUGCUUCUGCAUGCUCAUCUCUACGUUUAUCAUUUCAUUUCUCCCAAACAACAGCCCAGGGGCCGGUGUCUUAUAUAUAUAUGGGUGAAUUAUAUUGUCAACUAAUAUAAUGCAUUUAAAUGUAAUAAUACUAAUAUAUAUGGGUGACCACAGAGUGGAUUUGGAGUGAUUUUA